Cucurbita maxima (winter squash) is the source of this 411-nucleotide messenger RNA. Its product is annotated as RING-H2 finger protein ATL56-like. The record is from RefSeq and is a predicted model, not a curated record. NCBI's taxonomy places the organism in Eukaryota, Viridiplantae, Streptophyta, Magnoliopsida, Cucurbitales, Cucurbitaceae. The transcript has a single exon. The coding region runs from base 1 to 411 and encodes 136 amino acids.
AUGGUUAUGGAGAUUGUGGUGUCGGCGGUUCUGUUGCUGGUCGGAAUCGCUGUUCUGGUAGUGAUUCAUGUGUGUAUUGUGGGGAGAGCUUUCAGAGGAGAAAGGGAAGGGAUUUGGAGAAGCAAUUUGGGAAAGAACCUUUCAAAUCAGGAUUUGGAGAAGCUUCCAUGUUAUGAGUACAAAUCAGGGGAGAAACAGAGCACAAAUGGCGUUGAUUUGGAAUGUGUUGUUUGUUUGGAGGGCUUCAAAACAGGGGAAAGAUGCAGGUUGCUGCCCAAUUGCAGGCAUAGCUUCCAUGUUGAGUGCAUAGAUUCAUGGCUUUUGAAGACACCCAUUUGCCCAAUUUGCAGAACUUGCGCUGCUGUUCCUAAAUUUGGCUUGGUUUUGGAGCACCAAAAUGACCCUUUAUAA